Cordyceps fumosorosea ARSEF 2679 is the source of this 555-nucleotide messenger RNA. RefSeq lists its product as hypothetical. The record is from RefSeq and is a predicted model, not a curated record. The transcript has a single exon. NCBI's taxonomy places the organism in Eukaryota, Fungi, Ascomycota, Sordariomycetes, Hypocreales, Cordycipitaceae. The coding region runs from base 1 to 555 and encodes 184 amino acids.
AUGUCCAACCCGCCCAUCAACCUCUACGACUCCUCCUACCCCGUCGCCAAAGCCGCCCUCGACGUCCUCACCACGCUCCUCGACAAGGCCCAAGCCCACACCCCCAGCGCGGCCGACCACAACCUCCCCGACGCCCGGCUCUACGAGGACAUGAGCCCGCUGAGCACACAGGUCCAUUACGUCUGCGACAUCGUCCACAACCUCGUCGCCCGCACUACCAACCAGGACCUGUCGACCGCGUGGCCGGAUGACGCGCCGCCCGCCACGCUGGGGGACUUGCAGGCGCGCGUGGCCGCCGCCAGGGCGCUCGUGGAGGCGGUGGAGGAGCGCGUGGUCAACGGUAGGGCGAGCGAGACGCUGACGCUGGAGACGAGCACGUACGGCACGGUGCGCGUGUGCGUGCACCGGUUCGUCUCGACGCAUGUCCUGCCGUACCUGUUCUUCUACCUGGGCAUGACGUAUAGCAUUCUGAGGAAGGAGGGCGUGCCGUUGCGGUUGAUGGACUACAUGGGUCCGUUCAACAAUAUUGCACUGGAGAAUCCGGGUUUGAUCUGA